Molecule: messenger RNA, 1448 nt
Organism: Rhineura floridana
Lineage: Eukaryota; Metazoa; Chordata; Lepidosauria; Squamata; Rhineuridae
Product: acetylserotonin O-methyltransferase-like
Exons: 9
Coding region: 241-1284 (347 amino acids)
Biological process (GO): melatonin biosynthetic process; methylation
Molecular function (GO): acetylserotonin O-methyltransferase activity
Source: RefSeq, a predicted model, not a curated record
CUGGGGCUGAUGGGAGUUGGAGUCCAACAUCACCAGGAGGGCCAGGUUCCUCAUCUCUGCACUAGAAGCACCAGUAGAUAGCAGCACAUGCCUUAAAUAUUGCUUUCUGAAAGAUAAAAGUAAUUACUCUUCUGAGAACACUGAAUAGCAGUAUUACAAGCAGAGUGGUCUUUGUCCUUUCAAAAACAACUUAUUAAUCAGAAGAAGACUGUGGAGUCUCUGACACAGCAGUGAAGAACAAUGAGUGCUACAGAAGAAGCUGCAACGUUGAAAAUCCUAUUUCAGCACCAGUAUGGAUUCCUAACUUCAAAGAUUAUGUUUACUGCCUCUGAGUUUGGCAUAUUUGAUCUGCUGAUGGAGUCUGGGGAGUUCUUGACCUCAGCAACGAUAGCUGAACGUCUGGGCACCAGCGCUAUUGGGAUGGAGAGGUUGCUGGAGGCCUGUGUGGGCUUAAAGUUCCUGCAAGUGGAGAGAAAGGACAACCAAACUCUUUAUGGAAACACGGACUUUGCCAAUCUCUAUCUUGCCAAAUCAGGCUCAAAGUCUCAGUAUCAUUACAUGAAGAUUAAUUCUGUUUUUGGCUAUCAGAGUAUGCAGUACUUGGCUGAUGCUGUGAGGGAAGGAAAAAAUCAGAAUGACAGAAUACAUGGCAUUUCAUCAAACUGUGACUUUUAUGAGACUAUUUACAGAUCAGAGAGUGGGUUGCAAAGACCCUUCAUGGAUGCUAUGAAUGCCACGUGGAGUCUGUUUGGUCGAGAUGUGAUGACUGCAUUUGAUCUUUCUCAUUUCCCAUUUGUUUGUGACGUGGGAGGAUGUAGUGGUUCCUUUGCCAAGGAAUAUAUUUCAUUGUAUCCAAAUUCUACAGUAACAAUUUUAGAUCUACCUGAAAUAGUGGAAACAGCAAAGAACCAUUAUGUGUCUUCUGAAGAUCACCGGAUUACUUUCCAUGAAGCGGAUUUUUUUAAAGAUCCAAUUCCAGAAGCUGACCUGUAUAUUUUGGCUAGGAUCUUGCAUUGUUGGGGUGAUGAGAAGUGUGUGCAGCUGCUAACCAAACUGCAUAAUGCCUGCAAACCUGGUGGUGGCGUGUUAGUAGUGGAAACGGUUCUCAAUGAAGACAGAAGUGGGCCUUUAGAAGCCCAACUGUUUGCCAUGCAGCUGCUGUUGCAUACCGAAGGAAAAGAACGGUCCCCAUCAGAGUACAACGUGCUCCUCAGUGCAGCUGGCUUCAAGGAGAUUCAGCUAAAGAAAAGAAUCCGCUAUGAUGCCAUUUUAGGAAGAAAGUAACGUUGUCCCUGCUUCAUUCUUGUUCAAUUCUAGAGGAAGUUGGAAUAAUAAAUGUUUUUGUUUUAUCCUAAAUAUUCAGCUCACAUAUUUCAAAACAAGAAAAUAUGACAGCACAACAGUGUUUAUUUCACCAAUAAAUAAACUGCAAUAUCCUUUGAAAUAGA